AUGGCGGCGGCGGCGGACGGCGGCGUGGCCCGGCAGGCGGAGCUCCGGCGCGCCGAGGGCAACGCGUGCUUCCGCAAGGCCCGCCUCGGCGCCGCCAUCGACUGCUACACCGAGGCGAUUGCGCUGUGCCCCGGCGUCGCGGUCUACUGGGUGAACCGGGGCCUCUGCCACUUCCGCCGCAAGGACUGGGCCAGGGUCGAGGAGGACAGCCGGAUGGCGCUCGCGCUCGACGACGCCUCCGUCAAGGGACACUAUCUGCUAGGGUGCGCUCUGCUCGAGAAGGAGGACUGCGCUCUCGCCGUCAAGGAGUUCGAGAAGGCUUUGGAUCUCUUGAAGUCUUCAAAUUCAAGGGACAAAAUGGCGGAGGACAUUUGGCAGGUUCUUGCCAAGGCCAAGUACCAACACUGGGAAAAGCACUCCACUCAGCGAGUUUGGAAGAUGCAAAGUUUAAGGGAAGCUUGUGAAAAUGCUCUGCAGGAGCAUCACUUUCUUAGCGGUACUCUUUCAGAAGACUCUGAGGGGACAACCAAUGAGUAUCCAGAGCAAUGCAAAUUGUUAUCCGAAGUCUUCACAAACGCUAUACUUGCUGAUACGCCAGGAGAUGUGCCCGACUACCUUUGCUGUCAAAUAACUUUUGAGAUUUUUAGAGAUCCAGUUAUCACACCCAGUGGUGUAACAUAUGAGAGGGCCAUACUGCUUGAGCAUCUCCACAAGGUGGGUAAUUUUGACCCGGUGACACGGGAGCCCUUGAAGGAGCAUCAGUUGGUUCCGAAUCUCGCCAUCAAGGAAGCAGUGCAAGCCUACCUCAAGGAGCACAGCUGGGCCUACAAGACGAACUGA
Molecule: messenger RNA, 840 nt
Organism: Triticum turgidum subsp. durum (durum wheat)
Lineage: Eukaryota; Viridiplantae; Streptophyta; Magnoliopsida; Poales; Poaceae
Source: the annotation of a GenBank genome assembly